Messenger RNA from Rubroshorea leprosula, 1314 nucleotides. The record is from the annotation of a GenBank genome assembly. NCBI's taxonomy places the organism in Eukaryota, Viridiplantae, Streptophyta, Magnoliopsida, Malvales, Dipterocarpaceae.
GCCAUCCGUUGUUGCCGCCUCUCCUUUACCAGACUCUGUCAUCCUAACUUCAUAGGUUGUAUCGCCCCCCUCUGCUUGUGGCUCAGAUUUGGUUUGCUUUCCCUCCUACUUAGGUAAAUCUCAUCCUUUCUCUAUCUCAGCACCCCCUCCCCUUUCCCCAUCCCCUACCUCUUCCUCUCCAUCACCGAGGCCUACCCUAUCCUCCCCAAUGAUCGAAUCUCCUCCACCUAGAAGCAUAAAAUGGAUGGUGCCAAACCGGUUGCAACACCCAUGUCCUCUUCAGGGUUGUCUCAUCACACAAGUUCUCCACCUCUUUCCAAUGGCACAGAUUACUGGAGAUUAGUUGGCUCCUUACAAUGCCUGUCAUUAACUCGUCUUGACAUUUCAUUUGCUGUCAAUAAGUUGUCUCUGUACACGCACUGUCCCACUGAGAUGCACUGGCAAGUCGUCAAACGUAUCUUACGCUAUCUAAAGCAUACUAUGUGCCAUGUACUACUGAUACGGCCCACUUCUUCUCUUGUUCCUCAUGCUUUUAGUGAUUCUGACUGGGCCGGAGACAAGGAUACUUGUGUCUCCACUAUUGGUUAUAUUGUCUUUCUUGGUGCCACACCUAUCUCCUGGAAGGCUAGCAAACAAAAAGUCGUUGCUCAAAGUUCAACCAAGGCAAAGUACCGGGCUUUGGCAACUGCUUCUUUUGGGUUAGUUUGGGUACUGCAUUUGUUGACUGAACUUGGCUUUCCUAUAGGUGCUCUACCAGUACUCUACUGUGAUAAUGUUGGCACCACAUAUCUCAGUAGUAAUCUAGUCAUGCAUUCUCGCAUGAAGCACAUCGCAAUUGAUUUUCAUUUUAUUCGUGAUCUCGUUGACAGGAAAAUUCUUCGUGUCUCCCAUAUUGCUUCCGCCGAUCAACUUGCCGAUGGGUUAACUAAGCCACUGUCUUCAUCCCAAUUUGCCUUGCUAUGUUCCAAGAUUGGUGUCGCAGAUGGCUCCACCAUCUUGCGGAGGCAUAUUAAGGAAACACAUAACACUGCAGCAUCAAUCAUGGCUUAAUUACACUCAAGGAAUGUUAAGUCCUGAUUUUUCUCACAAUCAGUUCCUACCAAUCAUAUAUUCUGCAUUAAUAAGGAUUAUGCACAUUAUGUAUAUUUCUAUUUCUGCUAGUUCUUUCCAUGCGAGUUAAUUAGGGCAACAUCUCAAUUUAUAUAUAUAUAUAAUCUCAGUGAGUAAUAUAUAUCUUCUACUCUCAACCUGUUCUUUCAUCCUAUUACGCAGCUGGAUUUUUCUCUUUCUCACUAUUAAAGCCAUUGUGAUCUC